GGCAGGAGCCAAUGGACGUGCCAAUGGGUUAGCUGCUAUGGAAUUAAAUUGAUUGCCAAAUUACUACUGCUCGUCAGAUCCAUCCGGUCGCGACCCCGGGCUACUGCGGGGAUGAAGAUAAGAAAAACACCAAAAUGGAAUGGUAGAUGUGAAAACGUGAUCCUUGUAUGUACUUCUCCUCCUGUGUGUGUGGAAGGAAAUCAAAAUGGAAUGUAAGCAACGGGAAUGAUGAAAUAUAUGAAAUAGUUUACUGAGCCCACGGCAAUAUUCCAUAGUGCUUGGUUUCCGUUUAUUUCUCAGUUUUAAUAAAAUGACGUCAAAGAGACUGCCAGUGGCUGACACACAGCAAUGUCACUCUCUUUAGCGAAAACCAUUAAUGCCACACACAACUCUAAGUAUGCGCUCUGCGUGCCUCGCAUAAACCAGCAAUGAAUCUGAAAAACGAAAGCGGCGUUCCCGGGAGUGGGGUGAAUCCUUCGCGAACGCAGGACCUUGAGCGUUGGAGUAACAUGGGCCAGUCCCCGCUGCUGACGAGACGACUGGAGUACGACGAGCCCACGUCGGAUGUUUGGUCUACCAAGCAGAUUGCCGGGGUGGCAAUAGGCAUGUUACUGGCCACGGGAAUCGCCACUGUGUGCGUGGUGUCAGCUGUAUACGCCUUACUUGGGACAAAACACAAAAAGGUUCAAACCAAGAAGCCAAAAAAGUAUUCCUGCGCGGGAGAACAGUACAGGACCAACUACUACAGGUACUCCACCAUUCACGGAGCCGGGCAGACGCUAGCCGUGGUACAAGAGGUUGUGGCGUCCGAAGAUCAAGACAUGCCAAACGUGGACAUCAUGGAGAUGAAACCGCUGCAAAACUACCAAACCAAGUCAACAACUGUCAUGGCGGACUGCAGCGUUCAUGUGUAUGAAAAACCCAAANUAAGCAAUGGUGGUGGUGGUGUUUAA
Molecule: messenger RNA, 953 nt
Organism: Lingula anatina
Lineage: Eukaryota; Metazoa; Brachiopoda; Lingulata; Lingulida; Lingulidae
Source: RefSeq, a predicted model, not a curated record